Thalassophryne amazonica is the source of this 1782-nucleotide messenger RNA. It is a transcript of the gene f9a, whose product is annotated as coagulation factor IXa. Gene Ontology annotation, cellular component: extracellular region. The transcript has 8 exons. The record is from RefSeq and is a predicted model, not a curated record. Gene Ontology annotation, biological process: proteolysis; blood coagulation. NCBI's taxonomy places the organism in Eukaryota, Metazoa, Chordata, Actinopteri, Batrachoidiformes, Batrachoididae. Gene Ontology annotation, molecular function: calcium ion binding; serine-type endopeptidase activity.
AUGUACCGACCUUCGCCUGGCAACUCAGUAAAACCCUUUUUAUUCAAUGGUCAUAAAUUUGACCAUUUGGGUUUUUACGUAAUUAUUGUAUGGCCUUGCCUUACAAUAUAAAGCGCCUUGGGACAACUGCAAGGCUCUGGAGCACCGGCUCCAGCCUCAGACCCCGUGUUCCUGUCCAGUCGAGCAGCAGACAGCGUCCUGCAGAGACACAAACGUUACAAUACCAAAUUGUUUGAGGAGCUGAUGGAAGGCAACUUGGAGAGAGAGUGUUUGGAGGAAAGGUGUGACCUGGAAGAGGCCAGGGAGACCUUUGAGGAUGAUGAACAAACUAUGGAGUUCUGGGCUCGAUAUGUCGAUGGUGACCAGUGUAAGUCGAGUCCAUGUCUGAACCAGGGCUCGUGCAAAGACAGCCUCGGCUUCUACACCUGUCUAUGUCUUGACAGCUUCACUGGCAGGAACUGUGAGAUCGUGAUUGCUAAAAGAUGUGACGUGAACAACGGUGACUGCAUGCACUUCUGUGAGUCGACGGGAACCUUUGGAGCAAAAUGCUCAUGUGCAACAGGAUACACACUGAUGCAGGAUGGAGUCAACUGUGAACCGAAUGUUGAAUUCCCAUGUGGAAGGACUUCCUUGAUGGCGAUCACACCAGUAUUCCGAAGGACUUUGGUCAUCAAUGGAAGCCUGCACAACAUCACUACACUGACCAACAUCACAGCCACUACAGCAUCUCCAUCACCUGCACCCAGAACCACGAACGCGUCUGUAGAAAACCCGCCCAUAAAGAGAUACCCCCUGUGGGUGCACGGAGAGGCUCGACAGACUCUUAGACCUUUCAAACGCAUUGUAGGUGGAGAAAUGGUGAUUCCAGGAGAGAUCCCAUGGCAGGUAGCUUUGAUUGCACGCCCCAGUGGGCAGUUAUUCUGUGGGGGCUCCAUCCUCAGCGAGCUGUGGGUCAUCACUGCUGCUCACUGCCUGGUGGAGGGACGGGACUCCUUCUUUGUCAGAGUAGGGGAGCACAACAUCUACAUCCGCGAGGACAGCGAGCAGGAUCACGAUGUUUUGGAGCAGCAUAUACACCCACGCUACAAUACCAGUGUUAGCUUGUACAACCACGACAUUGCACUGCUUCGUCUCAAAAUUCCCAUCAACUUCUCCGCCACAUCCCGUCCCAUUUGUCUUGGGCCUAAGGACUUCACCGAGUCCAUAUUGAAGCAGAACUCCCUUGCUACAGUCAGUGGCUGGGGCCGAACACGCUUCCUUGGGGCCGCGGCCCACACGCUGCAGAAGGUCAAUGUUCCGGCUACAGACCAGACAGAGUGCAUACGUAGCAGCCCCAGUGUCACUCGCUACAUGUUUUGUGCAGGAUACUAUAAUGAGGCCAAAGACUCUUGUCAAGGAGAUAGCGGCGGUCCUCACACAACCAGACAUCAUGACACAUGGUUUCUGACAGGCAUCGUGAGCUGGGGAGAGGAGUGUGCCAAGGAAGGCAAAUAUGGUGUUUACACUCGAGUGUCACUUUACUAUCAUUGGAUACACCAUGUUAUAGGAAGCACCAAGCGCAGGCUGGCAGUCAACGUAGAAGAACCUGACUCAUGACCUCAAUGUUCAAAAAUGUAACAGAGAGAUUAACAUGUUGACAUUGUUUUGUUGCUCAAAUGAUCUGCAGUAAAGUUAACAGAAAAACAUUUUGUAGCAAGGAUGGUCUUCAACCUGCACCAAACAACAUGUUGAACGGGGUUUGUGGAUUUGAGAAACCCUGUAGACCCUGACAUGGUCCAGCAG